This is a messenger RNA of Uranotaenia lowii, 876 nucleotides long. RefSeq lists its product as uncharacterized. The transcript is spliced from 2 exons. The record is from RefSeq and is a predicted model, not a curated record. The coding region runs from base 120 to 821 and encodes 233 amino acids. Lineage: Eukaryota; Metazoa; Arthropoda; Insecta; Diptera; Culicidae.
AGCACCUCGGCAUCAUUCUGGUCUUGGUGCUGGUCCACGCAGCAUCGUUUUUGUUCGAAAGCCUCGAAUGUUGGGGCUGUGUUUUAAGUAGUUAAUUGGAUUUUUACUUGUAACUGAGAAUGUGCAAUUUUAGCACUCGGUUGUUCCAGUUGUUGGCUUUGAUUGCCAGUUUCGGGUGUAUGGUUAGUGGAUUGCCAGUAUCGAGCUAUGAUGAUGAUUACGACGAUAGCAGUCUCGAGAACGACUUCGAUGUGGUCUUCGAUCAAAGGCAGAAUGGAACCGAGAACGUGCGCAUAUCAGUCGAUGGCAUUGUAAUUGCCCUUCCUGCUCCACCUCCGCAAACAGAACUUGCCUCCUUAGCUGGCCCAGCUCUUCUGGAUUUCUUGGGCACUCAACUAGGAUCCAUGGAAAGCGAGAGCUCUGAAGAAGAUCAGCGACCUCCAAGCAAGUUAAGUACCACAAGUACUACGACUACAACCACAACAACAACAACGACAACCACUCCGGCUCCUGUGCAGCUGUUCCAGGAUCCUCUGAUUCCGGUGAAUUUGCUGGGUCAAAGUUUGGCAUUCCUGUUCAAUAAAGGUGCCGAAGUUCCAAUCAAAAUUUCACCGGACGCCAAACCGUUACGAUUGGGUAAACCAAGUUUGCUGUUGGUGAAAAAAGACGACGAUGAUGAGCCUCAUUAUUAUGAACCCUACGAGAACGAUGAGGAAGUGACAACAACGAAACCGAAAAAAGUUUCCAAACAUAAAAGAAGGUAUAAGUUAAAAAUGGGAAGCUUGUUGAAGCCACUUCUGCAAAGGACCUACGUUGUUUAGAUGACUGUUAAACAGAAAUAUUGUGAUAAAUACAUUUAAUGAAAAUCUUAAAAAA